Molecule: messenger RNA, 1372 nt
Organism: Haliotis rufescens (red abalone)
Lineage: Eukaryota; Metazoa; Mollusca; Gastropoda; Lepetellida; Haliotidae
Product: cathepsin B-like
Exons: 9
Coding region: 105-1115 (336 amino acids)
Biological process (GO): regulation of catalytic activity
Cellular component (GO): lysosome
Molecular function (GO): cysteine-type endopeptidase activity
Source: RefSeq, a predicted model, not a curated record
AUGACAGUCACAUGACACAAAAGUGUGACCUAUUUUCCGUAUUGUAUAUAUAAAGGAAGAUUGGGGUAAAUCGUCCAUCUCAGGGCUGAAGAUCAGAUUCAAAGAUGAAGGUUUUCCUGGUUGUGUGUUGUUUGGCUGUGGCUGCCAUGGCGGCACCUGAAUACUAUCAGAUGAACACAGAUGCCAUGAUUGACAAAAUCAACUCUAUGCAGAGGACAUGGAAGGCUGGUAGAAACUUCCAUCCCUCCCUGCCCCAGUCCUACUUCAAGCGUCUGUUGGGCGUGUACGACAUCAAUGGUGAGAGUCAGAGACUGAACAAUAUCCUGCCCAAAAAGACACACGACCUGUCCGUGAUCAGCCUGCCAGAGAACUUUGAUGCUCGUACCCAGUGGGCCAACUGCCCGUCCCUGAAGGAAGUCCGUGAUCAGUCCAACUGUGGGUCUUGCUGGGCUUUUGGUGCUGCGGAGGCAAUGACCGACAGAAUCUGUAUCUUGUCUAAAGGAGCUAAGAAUUUCCACAUCUCAGCAGAGAACCUGAUGACCUGCUGCAAGACAUGUGGAUUUGGAUGUAAUGGUGGCUUCCCAGCAGCAGCAUGGAAGUUCUUUGAGGAAGAGGGCCUUGUCACCGGCGGUCAGUACGGCUCCAAGCAGGGAUGCCAACCCUACCUGCUGGCCAAGUGCGACCACCAUGUUCCCGGCAAGUACGGGCCUUGCACUGGAGACUCCAAGACCCCCAAGUGUGAGAAGAAGUGUGAGGCAGGUUACAAUAUCACCUAUGAAAAGGACAAACACUAUGGGUCCCGAUCCUACUCUGUGCGUGGCGUGGACCAGAUCAUGGCAGAGAUCUACAAGAACGGACCAGUGGAAGCAGCCUUCACUGUGUACAGCGACUUCCCCACAUACAAAUCUGGCGUGUACAGCCACACCUCCGGCCAGGCUCUUGGAGGACAUGCUGUGAAGAUCCUUGGCUGGGGCGUUGAGAGCGGAGAACAGUACUGGCUGGUAGCCAACUCCUGGAACGCCGACUGGGGCAUGGAAGGAUUCUUUAAGAUCAAGAGAGGCACUGAUGAAUGUGGCAUCGAGUCACAGAUUGUCGCUGGAGACCCCAAACUGUAAAUUCGAACCUGUGCUGUAAUUUAGCAUUACAUAAACCGUCUGGCCUUACAUCAAAACAAAUCUUGAUGCUACUGCAGGGUGAACAACAACUGACAUACUUACAUCAAAACUGUAUAGUAAUAUCUUUAAUAACCAAGCUGUCUUUCCUAUUUUUGAUACUGUUUGUAAUCUGACACCCUUUGUAUAUUGAGAUUGAAUUUUGAAUGUUCAGUUUACAUGAACCAAGCAUUUACGUGCAAUAAAAGUAUUUUACAUAA